UUCAAUCCCUUUAACCUGCUUACUCCCUCUUGUUUCUUCCUUCUCUCCGUUAAUCCUGAGUCUUUAAUACCUCAUCAUUCGAAAUCUCGCAAUUGACGAGCGGGAGAACCUCUUGACGCCGCCGUGCAGGACACGUCUCGUAACCGUAGUUCGAGUAGCAAUAAUAGCUCCGGCUUCCGUUCCCCAGUCCCACCCGCCGCCCUGUGAUCGUCCGGGCCUACACGGUACACUAAUUGAUUGAAGCUAUCGCAUCAAUGCAGAGCCUCUUCCCGACACAGGCGACAUUGUCGCAGACCUUCAUCGGAUGUUCCUCUCUGCCGAACCGCAAACCGACGCCGAAUAAGUGGACUGCGCGACAUGAGCUCUACCCAGCGUGGAGCGCUGUCGACGAUGCGAAGAACAAAGCAGCGAAGCUGAGCGAUGCUGCUGCUGCCGAGUUUGAGAAGGCCAGCUCUAAGGCCCAGGAUAAGGCUGGCAAGAUCGAGCUCUAUUCGCCUAAGUUCUAUGGUGCAUGCACAAUUGGUGGUAUUCUUGCUUGUGGUCUUACGCAUACUGCCGUGACGCCUUUGGAUUUAGUCAAAUGCCGUCGCCAGGUCGACAGCAAAAUGUACAAGGGCAACUUCGAAGCCUGGGGUAAGAUUGGCCGCGCGGAGGGUCUUCGUGGUGUCUUCACCGGUUGGGGACCUACCUUCUGGGGCUACUCCGUCCAAGGUGGAUUCAAGUACGGUGGUUAUGAGUUCUUCAAGAAGUUCUACGGCGACCUCGCGGGCGAAGAGAACUUUCACAAGUACAAGACCGCCAUCUACCUCGCUGGUUCUGCUUCUGCUGAAUUGAUUGCCGACAUCGGUCUCUGCCCAUUCGAGUCUGUCAAGGUUCGCAUGCAGACGACCAUUCCACCUUUUGCUCGCACCACUCUCGGAGGCAUCAGCCAUGUCGUUAGCACCGAAGGUUUCGGAGGCUUGUACAAGGGUUUGUACCCUCUCUGGGGACGCCAGAUCCCGUAUACCAUGAUGAAAUUUGCCUCGUUCGAAACCGCCGUGGAGAUGAUUUACAACUACCUGCCCGGCUCCAAGGGCGACUACGGCAAGGGCGCCCAAACCCUCGUCAGCUUCACGGGUGGUUACAUUGCCGGUAUUCUCUGUGCAAUUGUCAGCCAUCCAGCCGAUGUUAUGGUUUCGAAACUCAAUGCCACCCGCAAGCCUGGUGAGGCGUUCGGCGCGGCCACUGGCCGCAUCUACAAGGACAUCGGUUUCGGCGGUCUCUGGAACGGCCUUCCCGUCCGUAUCGUCAUGAUCGGUACGCUUACCGGUCUGCAAUGGAUGAUCUAUGAUUACUUCAAGAUCUUCAUGGGUCUGCCAACCACCGGCGGAGCUUCUCAGGAGGAACAGAAGAAGUGAGUAGGAGGGAAUUCGUGACGUGUAUGAUUUCAUUUCCAAAGCAUCCGGAUAUUCUGGGUGGCUCCCAGCAAUUGUGGCGCCUCAUGCCUGGUAGUGCGCCUUGAGUUUCCCAGCCAUAUAUCCUGGGGCGUUUUUUAUGCAAUUGUAUAGUUAAGUUGUGUCGUUGUACCUGUCCAUUAGGAGUAUGUCUGAUGCUGGCCGCUCGAUUGUAUUGAUAUCGAAUAGGCGACAACUUAAUAUUCCGCAAUACUUUCCGCA
Messenger RNA from Aaosphaeria arxii CBS 175.79, 1655 nucleotides. RefSeq names its product MC family mitochondrial carrier protein. The transcript is spliced from 4 exons. Gene Ontology annotation, cellular component: mitochondrial inner membrane. Lineage: Eukaryota; Fungi; Ascomycota; Dothideomycetes; Pleosporales. Bases 255 to 1397 code for a protein of 380 amino acids. The record is from RefSeq and is a predicted model, not a curated record. Gene Ontology annotation, molecular function: phosphate transmembrane transporter activity. Gene Ontology annotation, biological process: mitochondrial phosphate ion transmembrane transport.